CCCUUCCUGUUUUACUGGCGUUCAGAGAGAAACAUUGACGCUGUGAUAGAGACGCGCAAGCUCCGAUUAUGUCUGGAACCGCUCGCUCCGUCCAAGACCAGGAUUUUUGUUUGCCUACGUGAAACCGGCAACCGGCAAUGUCGCCUUAUAGCGCAUAUAUGGCACUUGACGAGUUAUAGCCUACAAAUAUAUUUAAAUCUCGCUGCUGCAACCCUUGCUCCUUCUUCUGUCAAUGAUUGUCCUACCCAUAUAAGCCUACUCAUGGCGGAGACCAAAAUUAUAUACCAUAUCGACGAAGAAGAAACCCCUUAUUUAGUGAAACUGACGGUUUCUCCGGAAAAAGUCACGUUGGCGGAUUUUAAAAAUGUCCUCAACAACCGUCCGGUCAACAGUUAUAAAUUCUUUUUCAAAUCUAUGGAUCAGGAUUUCGGAGUCGUCAAAGAAGAAAUCUCUGAUGAUAACGCCAAGCUGCCCUGCUUCAAUGGCAGAGUGGUGUCCUGGCUGGUGUUGGCUGAGGGCACACACUCGGACGGGGGAUCUCAGUGCACAGAGAGCCACAAAGAGCUGCCGCCACCCUUGGAGCGAACUGGAGGGAUUGGAGAUUCCAGACCCCCCUCUUUCCAUGCCAAUGCGGUGAGUAGUCGGGAUGGAUUGGACACCGAGACGGGGACGGAGUCUCUCCAGAGCCAGCGGAGAGAGCGGGAGAGGGAGCGAGCUCACAGAAGGGCACGAGAAAUUCCUCGCGUGAAUGGUCACUCGAAAACAGAGCGAGUGAAUCGUGACUCAGCUGUUGGUUAUGACAGCACAUCGGUGAUGAGCAGUGAGCUGGAGUCCAGUUCUUUUAUCGACAGUGAGGAAGAUGAGGAUGGAAGCAGCCACAGACUUAGCAGUUCAACCGAGCAGAGCUCUUCAUCACACCUCAUGCGUAGACACAAACGAAGACGACGGAGGCAGAAAGUCACCAAAAUGGACAGGUCCUCGUCCUUCAGCAGUAUUACAGACUCCACAAUGAGCCUCAACAUUAUCACCGUCACUCUCAAUAUGGAGAAGUACAACUUCUUGGGUAUCAGUAUAGUUGGUCAGAGUAAUGACAGAGGAGAUGGAGGCAUCUAUAUUGGCUCUAUUAUGAAAGGUGGAGCGGUGGCAGCUGACGGCAGGAUUGAGCCUGGAGACAUGCUGUUACAGGUCAAUGACGUGAACUUUGAGAACAUGAGUAAUGAUGAUGCUGUCAGGAUUCUGCGGGAGAUCGUCUCUAAACCUGGGCCAAUAAGCCUAACAGUGGCGAAAUGUUGGGACCCCUCUCCUAGAAGCUACUUCACUAUCCCUAGAGCCGAGCCGGUGAGACCCAUCGACCCUGCUGCCUGGAUCUCACACACUACUGCACUUUCUGGACCAUACCCCCAUUAUGAGUUUGAUGACCUCCCACUUUCAGUGUCAAAAACAGAUAUGGCGACUAUAGUAAAAGUUAUGCAGCUACCAGAUUCAGGGCUGGAGAUUAGAGACCGAAUGUGGUUAAAGAUCACUAUAGCCAACGCCGUCAUCGGGGCUGAUGUUGUCGACUGGUUGUUCUCACGGGUAGAGGGCUUCAAGGACCGCCGGGAUGCUAGAAAAUACGCCAGCAGUUUGUUGAAACACGGCUACCUGAGACACACAGUCAAUAAAAUCACCUUCUCAGAGCAGUGCUACUACACCUUUGGAGACCUGUGCCAAAAUAUGGCUUCUCUCAAUCUGAAUGAGGGAUCUAGCGGUGGGGGCUCUGACCAGGAUGGUCUUGCUCCUCUUCCUCCACCAGGAACCAACCCCUGGCCCCUCGGCGGUCAGCCCUACCCUUACCCGGGUUACCCCACUCCUCCACCGGGCUUCCCUCCUGGAUACUCGGACCCUUGUCAUAGUUUUCACAGUGGCAGUGCAGGCAGCCAACAGAGCGAAGGUAGCAGAAGCAGUGGUUCCAACCCCAGUGCUGGGAAAGGCCGGAGACCCUCCCCUCGAGAAAAGGACCAUAAGGCACCGUGCUGUGGGGGCAGCGAAUCAGAAAUGGGAGCUUGGGUGGUAAGGAGGGGUGAGAGAGCAUCCAGUCAGCUGAGUCAUCAAAGCCACAGCCGCUCUGCCGCCAGUCAGGCCCACUCCAGCCACAGUUACGCUCACUCUGGGUACAGCCACGGCCAGUGUCUCAGCAUCUCGCAGCAUAGCCACAACUUCACCUACAGCCACGCCCCUUUCAUCCAGCCCAAUCAUCUGUCCUGUGCCCACAGUGAGAGAAGUCACGGCUCUUCGUAUGGCCCUCCGGGUCUGCCCCCUCCGUACUGCCUCGCUCACCUCGCCCCCAAAGCGGCAGCCAGCAACAGCCCACCUGGGGCUCCCCCUGUCCGGGAACUAGGAAACGUCCCACCAGAACUCACCGCCAGUCGGCAGUCGUUUCAACAUGCUAUGGGCAAUCCUUGUGAAUUUUUUGUUGAUAUUAUGUGACAGGAGAGUGCCUUCAACCCUUUCAGAGCACAAGGCCUACUUCCCGCAGUUUGCUUCAUGAAUUUUUGCUACUGACGAUCCCUGCACUGAGAAUGUACAAACUGACAGCGCAAAUUUAAAGGGACAGUUUAUCCAAUAAUGUAAGUUCUGUCUCUUACUCAUAUCAAGUUUCUUUCUUCUGUGGAACAAAAAAAAAAUGACUGUUGUAAUUGUUAACUAUAUUGUUUCAGUAAUUCAAAUUAUUAUUUAUUUUUUUUUUUUAUACGUUAAAGCAAUUUACAAACAAUAAACUAAGCAGUGGUUUUAAGAUGAUUUAAACUAAAUUUAAUUUUUUUAAAUGAACAAAUUUCAUAAAAAAUAAAUAUAGAAAUAUUAGAAAGUAUUAAAUUCACAUGAAGUAAAACUUUAAAAUCAAGCUAACUAAAUGUAUUAAUAUAAUAAUAUAAUAGCAAAUAAAUAGUACUUAACACUGCAAAUUUUAAAUCCUUAACAUAUUUUAUCCAGAAUUGUCUGACAACUCUUUUCUUUAUAAUGAGGGUGAAUAGGGACAAGGGUGAAAUGACAAAAUAGACUAUAAAAGGAGAAGGAUGGAAGGAAAGAGAAAGAGAAGCCUAUCAUUAGUUACCACCUUAGCUUUCUGUGACCAAAAUUAUUGUAUGUCUUCAAAGGACAUUAAAAGUAUUGCACACUUUUGCUGCAUGGACUUUGAAAUUUUGGGACAGCCCCAGUCCGCUUUUACUUCUGAUAUGUGGAAAGGAAUGCCCAGAUAUUUUUUUACAAAUUCACUUUUUGUGUUCCACAGAAGAGAGAAAGCACUUGAGGACAACAAAAACCUGAGAGUGAACUAAUGAUGACAGAUUUUUCAUUUUUAGGUCAACUCUUUCUUUAAUGUUCAUUCAAUGUUAUUUAGAUCACCGAAGGACACUUAAAAAAAAAAAAAAAAGCACAACCGCAGAGUUAAUUUAAACUCUGACACAAAAACUACAAUACUGCAGCAGCAGCACAGGAUAACACAACUAAUAAGCUUUUAACAGGAAAGUCAGUGUAUCAGACUGUCUGCUUCUUAUACUCCGCUGCUCUGCACUUUGCACAAGUUACAAGCCAGACAACUGGCAUGACUCUUUACACAGUCCAUACUUUUAAAUGCAUUCACGCUUUGAGGUUUUUUUUCCUCACACACUUGCAUUUGACUUUAUAUUCACAAAGUCAUAACCCCGCUGACAAUCAGACAUCGUGAUGACAAUUGACGUCCCUAAACAUCGCUGAAUGUAUUGUCUUGUGAGGCUACAAAUCAGAAUUCCCCCAUUAGCAUGAUAGCAUGUUAAGCUAUCACUAAAUAAAUGCUCUGAUGUGUUAAUUUUAGACUCAUGGUUGCCAAAUGUCCAUCAAGCACUCUAAAUGUACUCGAUACAUUUUUAACAAUAACAAACAGGUGCUUUUCAUAGUCUGUGAACUGACUGUUCAGACAUCACCAGUUGUCUUAGUAUUCACCACUGUAUUACGAAAGUCACUGUACAGUUAAUGCAGUAGAAUGGUAGUCGGCCUUGUACGUUUUAACAUAGAUAUUAAACCAGGCGGAUUGGCUAACCAAAGUCCCUUAAUAAUUACGGAGUCAUGAUUUUUGUUCUAAAACAGCUGUUUUGUGAGAAAGGAUUUGAUAUUUGCUCAUGUCAAAUUUACCGGUAAAGCAGUGAGGUGGUGUCUUUGUUCGUAAUGUACUGUUCCAUGAACUGACCUAUCUGCCCGAGCCAAAGCAGGAAGGAGUCAGAGAUUGUUAAGCACUUUUGGAAUUAACUUUCUGGGCCCUUUAGAAUGAAAUCCUGAUUGCAGUGAAAGCCGUUUGCUUUGUUUCUUCACAAAAGAGGAAUAAUAAAUUGUAAAUAUGAUAACAUAUAUAUAUAUAAAACGGAGAAAAUAAAAUUUAUGUAUUAAGAAGUGGCCA
This is a messenger RNA of Puntigrus tetrazona (Sumatra barb), 4408 nucleotides long. RefSeq names its product dishevelled segment polarity protein 1a (gene dvl1a). Gene Ontology annotation, cellular component: cytosol. Gene Ontology annotation, biological process: intracellular signal transduction; canonical Wnt signaling pathway. Lineage: Eukaryota; Metazoa; Chordata; Actinopteri; Cypriniformes; Cyprinidae. The record is from RefSeq and is a predicted model, not a curated record. The transcript has 15 exons. The coding region runs from base 262 to 2466 and encodes 734 amino acids. Gene Ontology annotation, molecular function: frizzled binding.